Molecule: messenger RNA, 1332 nt
Organism: Knipowitschia caucasica
Lineage: Eukaryota; Metazoa; Chordata; Actinopteri; Gobiiformes; Gobiidae
Source: the annotation of a GenBank genome assembly
AUGUAUUUGUGUACAUUUUGUGUACACUCCCUGGACCUGGACCACCACUCCCUGGACCUGGACCUGGAUUUGGACUACUCCCUGGACCUGGACCCAGAUUUGGACUACCCCCUGGACCUGGACCCAGAUUUGGUCUACUCCCUGGACCUGGACCCAGAUUUGGACUACUCCCUGGACCUGGACCCGGAUUUGGACUACUCCCUGGACCUGGACCCAGAUUUGGACUACUCCCUGGACCUGGACCCAGAUUUGGUCUACUCCCUGGACCUGGACCCAGAUUUGGUCUACUCCCUGGACCUGGACCCAGAUUUGGUCUACUCCCUGGACCUGGACCCAGAUUUGGACUACUCCCUGGACCUGGACCCAGAUUUGGACUACUCCCUGGACCUGGACCCAGAUUUGGACUACUCCCUGGACCUGGACCCGGAUUUGGACUACUCCCUGGACCUGGACCCAGAUUUGGUCUACUCCCUGGACCUGGACCCAGAUUUGGUCUACUCCCUGGACCUGGACCCAGAUUUGGACUACUCCCUGGACCUGGACCCAGAUUUGGACUACUCCCUGGACCUGGACCCAGAUUUGGACUACUCCCUGGACCUGGACCCAGAUUUGGACUACUCCCUGGACCUGGACCCAGAUUUGGACUACUCCCUGGACCUGGACCCAUAUUUGGACUACUCCCUGGACCUGGACCCAGAUUUGGACUACUCCCUGGACCUGGACCCAGAUUUGGACUACUCCCUGGACCUGGACCCGGAUUUGGACUACUCCCUGGACCUGGACCCAGAUUUGGUCUACCCCCUGGACCUGGACCCAGAUUUGGACUACUCCCUGGACCUGGACCCGGAUUUGGACUACUCCCUGGACCUGGACCCAGAUUUGGACUACUCCCUGGACCUGGACCCAGAUUUGGUCUACUCCCUGGACCUGGACCCAGAUUUGGACUACUCCCUGGACCUGGACCCAGAUUUGGACUACUCCCUGGACCUGGACCCAGAUUUGGUCUACUCCCUGGACCUGGACCCAGAUUUGGACUACUCCCUGGACCUGGACCCAUAUUUGGACUACUCCCUGGACCUGGACCCGGAUUUGGACUACUCCCUGGACCUGGACCCAGAUUUGGUCUACUCCCUGGACCUGGACCCAGAUUUGGACUACUCCCUGGACCUGGACCCGGAUUUGGACUACUCCCUGGACCUGGACCCAGAUUUGGACUACUCCCUGGACCUGGACCCAGAUUUGGUCUACUCCCUGGACCUGGACCCGGACCACUCCCUCAGCCCUUUUUCUUGGAAACACAUGGUCCUUUCUUUCAUUUCUAACCAUAAUUAA